Rotaria sp. Silwood1 is the source of this 861-nucleotide messenger RNA. Lineage: Eukaryota; Metazoa; Rotifera; Eurotatoria; Philodinida; Philodinidae. The record is from the annotation of a GenBank genome assembly.
AUGCCAUAUCAACGAAACCUUUUUUGGAUAUGCAUCUAUAGUUCGUGCUCAUUAUUUUUCUUUAGCGCUUUGAUAUAUGAUUAUUAUGGACCGUACUCUAAUGACUAUGGUCAAUUAGCUAAUGAAAAUAUCUCGAUUGAAACAGCUCUCGAACAGAUCCCAACAUGUACUCCAGAUGAUCGCCCCCGUCAACGUGCUCUUCUCUAUACUCUUCAAAGUUGGAUUUAUUUUGCACAAAAACAUAAAAUUCAAUAUUGGAUAUCAUAUGGAACACUUGUUGGAUAUGUUCAAUGUCGUGGUUUAUUACCACAUGAUCCAGAUAUUGACGUUUUAAUUAUGGCACAAGAUACAUCACAACUUUUUCAACUUUCUCAAUUGAAUUUUUCAUCUAUUUAUAAACUCAAAGUUCAUCCACAAUGGUAUAUUGUUGGAGAAGACAAACGUUCAUAUUUUCAUUCUGAAGGCAUUCAUUUUGUUGCACCUAACGCACGAUUUAUUAAUCGAAAAGAUGGAAUUCAUGUAGACAUUUGGCCUAUGUAUGAUUAUGAUCCAAGUCGAACAAGAAUGAAAAAAAAUAGUAAACCAAUCCUUUCUGAAUAUAAUAAUAAUUAUAAAUGGAAAUCAUCACCAAGAGAAUGGACAUUUCCAUUAGAAGAAUGUCUAUUUAGUGGAAUGACAGUAUGGUGUCCAGCGCAACCAGAAAAACUAGUAGCUAAUAUUUAUGGCCCACUCUCUGUUAAUAUAUCAUCAACUACAUGUGUUAAUGGUUCAUGGGUAGAUUCGGAUAAUUAUCAGUUAGCAAAAUCAAUGUUGAAUAAAAAUGUUAUCACCAAGACAACGAAUAAUAAAGAAGUAUAUUAA